CUCCAUGACUCAGAUCGUCAGAUGCAAAUUUGGAGCCCAUUGAUCUGAUCCGUCUCCUUCCAGGCUCCAGCCGGGGUUCAGCGUGGCAUCUGGUCGAAGGAGCGGCGGCCUCUCGAGAUGACGAUGCGGCCGUUCCGUGGCCAUGGUAUCGCCCUCGCCCUUCUCCUCCCUCUUCUCCUCCUCCUCUCCUUGGAGCCGCAACUCUCACUCGGAGGCGGAGGCGACGGAGUUUGCGAGCUCAGCGUCCGCCGCCAGGACGUCAUCUACAACUACAGCUUGGCGUCGCCCACCUCCAAAUACCCUCACGGCGUUCUCAGCGAAGACGGGUUUUACAAAGUGGUUGUAAAUGACACUUCACUCUGGUUUCAGCUCUGUGAUCAAAUGAUAUUCAACCAUGAUCCACCAAGAUGUUUUGGCUGUCAGGAUUGUGGUGGUCCACUUCACUGUGGUACGGCAUGCAGUGCACUUGUGGCAAGCAACGUAGGAGGAUAUCCUGUUUGCACAACUAUUGGGAGGUCUUCAGAUUUAUACAUUGCUCUUAUAGAUCAGAAGUAUCCUCUGAAAGGUGUUCUUGUUAAGUCAUCCUCAUUCGGAACCCAGGAUAAUUGCUCGCUUUCUGUUUCCAUCUUCUGUGAUUCAAAUGAAGUCCGAGUUCCAAAUUCUCUGAACAUUACAGGAAAAUGUGACUAUGCCGUGGCACUUAGGCAUCCAUCUGGGUGUGCAAAAGUUAUUUAUGUAAAUGGAAGAGGAUGGGGCUUGUUUGGAACAGUACUUAUGAUCAUUUUGUGCUUCUUAGUGGGCUACAUCCUUAUAGGCACAGUCUAUAGGUUCUUUUUCCAGGGGAUUCAUGGUGCAGAAGCUAUUCCAAACUUAGAUUUUUGGCUCAGCUUGCCGCACAGAGCAAAGAAUAUGCUAGAUUCUGUUUGCUUUACUCCAUCAUGGCGAGUCCUUUUGCUAUUACACACUGAAAGAGAGAAAACAAACUUUUGGAGUAACCAAGCAAUGGCUCUCGUCUUUGAUGCAGUUGUGACUUUGAUCAAUUGUUGACAAAGAGUGGAUGGUCGACUACAACAAUGAGCCUCCCCUGGCGAUCCCUUCCUGCGAAGACUUUUGGUGAGUUGCCCAAUUUUAGAGGAGAUAGCAGAUCACAACAUCGAGAAGUUAAAGCAGAAGUGGCCCCAAUUUCAGAGGAGAAGACAGUAGAUUGGUGACAAGAUAAGGUGUUGAAGUAGAAGGAUGAGGAGAUUGAUAAUCAUUAGUGGGGAGUGCAAGAAGCUGCAAGGGGAGCUCAAGAAGAUUACGAAAAUGCAACUGAAUUCUCUGAUUCUAUCUGUAGUCGAAUGAGUACAAGGCGAUCAAAGAUGUACAAAAUGAGUAUAAUCGAUGAAUGGUCUAUCCACAAGUAAUGAAAUUGCUCCGUGGAGACCUCGCUAGCGAGAAGCGAGAGUGCAUAGCUAUGGAGAAAUGGGAGUCUUGUCGCCUUUCAAAUUGAAGUUGCGAUUCUAGAAAAAGGAUCGAAUGGACUUUGAAGAACUCGACUAUUAUUUAUUGGAUUGAUGGCUUGAUGAAGAACAUGCGGAGCUCGAGAAAUUUUUGACUAUCCCAAUAAAGUUAAAAAUGGAGAUGAAGCUAAAGUUUGUAGGGGUAAAUUGAGAAUUUCCCGAUAAAGAGCGGUGUGGUUGGGGCACCAGCCCUUUUCUCCUCUUCCUCUCCGACGGAUCUGCAGGCGUGUUUGCCAACUUGCUGUCGGCGAGACGAUGUCCAUCUCCAACGGGCUCCACAACCGCCACCGAGGUAAUCUCCGAUCUCUGCCAGUCUUACACUCUGAUCGCCUUCUCGAUCUCCAUUUUGCACAGACGACGACGCCACCGACGAUGACGACGACCACGACGACGCUCACUACCAGCCCAUAUCCGCCUUAGAAGACGACGGAUCUGCACCCAGCUCCGAUUCCGACGAACACGCGGCCGCUGUCCCCUCCCCAAUCCGAUCCAACGGCGGCGUGUUCCAUAUCCAGAACCCUAGCCCUGGCGUCUUCUUUCUCGACGCCGAGGGUGUCCUAUCGGCUCUGGAUCUGAAUGGACCUCCCGUUGACGGCGCUGGUGGAGGCGCGGAGGAAGAGGCGGCGGAUGAAGAGGCCGAGGAGGAAGAGGAGAGGGUGAGGCAGCUGGAGGCGUCGAUCUCGAGGGCGUUCAGCGAG
Zingiber officinale is the source of this 2200-nucleotide messenger RNA. RefSeq lists its product as uncharacterized. The record is from RefSeq and is a predicted model, not a curated record. The coding region runs from base 118 to 1047 and encodes 309 amino acids. The transcript has 13 exons. NCBI's taxonomy places the organism in Eukaryota, Viridiplantae, Streptophyta, Magnoliopsida, Zingiberales, Zingiberaceae.